Molecule: messenger RNA, 3805 nt
Organism: Drosophila innubila
Lineage: Eukaryota; Metazoa; Arthropoda; Insecta; Diptera; Drosophilidae
Gene: Pfrx
Product: 6-phosphofructo-2-kinase/fructose-2,6-bisphosphatase 1
Exons: 1
Coding region: 825-2465 (546 amino acids)
Biological process (GO): fructose 2,6-bisphosphate metabolic process; fructose metabolic process
Cellular component (GO): cytosol
Molecular function (GO): fructose-2,6-bisphosphate 2-phosphatase activity; 6-phosphofructo-2-kinase activity; ATP binding
Source: RefSeq, a predicted model, not a curated record
CAACAACAACAACAAAAACAAGAACAACACAAACAACUAAAGCAAAUACUCGCCUAAUUUCAUGUUUCACGCCACAACAACAACAACGACAACAAACUGUAGCAGCAAUAACUACAACAACAGCAGCAGCAGCAACAACAGCAGCAGCAACUAGCGAACAACAGCAACAACAACAGCAGCACAACAAUUCAAAGCAACUACUUUACUUUACAGCUAGCCAGAGCAACAACAACAAUUGCAGCUAUCACAACAACAACAACAACAAAGGCGAAGAAGACGGCAACCAGAAGGAGAUUGGCGAGGAUACAUUAGACACAUUAGCAACAACAGCAGCAAUCACAGCAACAACAGUGUUGACGGCAACAGCAAUUGCAACCGCAGCAACAACAACAACAACAACAACAACAACAACAACAUUGUCUACCCUAACACAGCCUGCUUGCUGCUCCAACAACAACAACAACACCUGCAACACCAAUACCAACACCUGCUCCUCCUGUGCCACAAAUGUGCUAACAAAAUUCAACAACUUUGUCCUGAAUCCAACACUAACAACAACAAGAGCAAUAACAACUAGAAACAAAUUAUCCACAUCAUCCACUGCAUCCGCAUCCGCAUCCACAUCGACAAAUUCAUCCAGCGAACGUUUAUGCAGUUGUUGCAGUGACCCAACAACAACAGCAACAACAGCAACAAUCGGCAGAACAUUACCCGAUUGGGAGUAUCAACAACAAUUGUUGCAGAAACAACAACACGCCGCUGUUGCAGCUGCCUCGGUGGUGUUGGCCAAACAUUUAGUACGUUCCGUGACAGCCACCAGCAUCAUGGAUAUGCCCUAUAACACCUCGCCGUCGUUACGCGUGCGCACCACCUCAUUGAAUCAGUUGAAGAAGACCGCCGAUUUGGCAAUCGAAAAUGAAUUGCAUGUGUGUCCAUCCGUAAUGUCGGAGGAAUUGCGUAAAUUGUUGCCCCCCACAUCGGAAACGGUGAUGACCAAGCCAUUUCCCAUACGGGGAGAGCGUACCAUUGCGGAUUGUACAACGCCGCAUGUGAUUGCAAUGGUUGGAUUGCCGGCAAGGGGUAAAACAUUUAUAUCGAAGAAGCUGGCACGUUAUCUCAAUUGGAUUGGGAUUGGGACACGUGUGUUCAAUUUGGGAGAGUAUCGGAGGCAUGCAACCACCGCCUACAAGUCGCAUGAAUUCUUUCGUGCCGACAAUGAGGAGGCAAUGGCCAUACGGAAUCGUUGUGCCAAUCAAGCGUUGCAUGAUUCAUGCGAAUGGCUAUUGAGUGGUCUUGGUAGCAUUGCGGUAUUCGAUGCCACCAACUCGACCCACGAUCGUCGCCAACUGAUCUAUGACAUUGUGGUUAAACAGCAUGGCUUUCGUUUGUUCUUUGUGGAAUCCAUAUGCGAUGAUCCACAGAUCAUUGAGCAGAACAUCCUUGAGGUUAAGGUCAGCUCACCCGAUUAUAUCAAUAUGAAUACGGAACUGGUUGUACGCGAUUUCCUGCAGCGUAUCGAGCACUAUGAGGAACGCUAUCAACCGAUCGAUGAGGUUGCCGAAUCCCAUUUAAGUUUCAUGAAGGUCUACAACGCUGGCAAAAAGGUCGUUGUCUACAACAACGAGGGACAUGUGGAAUCCCGCAUUGUCUACUACCUGAUGAACAUACACAUUACACCCCGAACCAUUUAUUUAACGCGUCACGGUGAAAGUGAGCACAAUCUAAGUGGUUUAAUUGGUGGUGAUUCGAAUUUGAGUUCACGGGGACAUCAAUACGCCCGAGCCUUGUCCUCGUUCAUUGCCCAGCAGCAGAUUGAUGGAUUGCGUGUGUGGACAUCGUGGAUGAAGCGGGCAAUUCAAACGGUUGCCGAUGUCAAGGCGCCACAGGAACGUUGGAAGGCAUUGAACGAGAUCGAUGCCGGGCACUGUGAGGAGAUGACCUACGAGCAGAUUAAGGAACGUUUCCCCGAGGAGUUUAAGGCACGGGAUGUCAACAAGUUUGCCUAUCGUUAUCCACGCGGUGAGAGCUAUGAGGAUCUUGUGGCACGUCUGGAACCAGUCAUUAUGGAACUGGAACGUCAGGGCAAUGUGCUUGUUGUCUCCCACCAGGCGGUAUUACGUUGCCUAUUCGCCUAUUUCCUGGACAAGUCGGCCGAUGAAUUACCCUAUCUAUAUGUACCACUGCACACGGUCAUCAAAUUAACUCCGGUCGCCUACGGCUGCAAAGUGGAGCACAUAAAGCUGCCCAUCGAUGCGGUGGAUACGCAUCGUCCAAAGCCAAAGAUACCGGGCGAUGUCAGUGAACCAGGACUCGAUGGUCUCAGCGGUGAGCUGGUGGCGCCCGAUGGCGUCGGCAAGGUGCUCAUUGUGGGCGAUGAUGUGGCAACGGCAACGUCUACAAAUGGCAAUGGCGGUCGUGCUGGUGCUGGUGCUGGUGCUAGUGCUGUUCCUGUCGACAUCCAAUGACGUUGUCUUUUACCUAACAAAGCCAUCAAAUCCAAGACCUUAUAAAAAAUGGCCCACCCUUCAACCCAUUCAACCCCCAAAAGUAUCACAAAAGUCCUCUAUGUAAACACACAUAUAUAUAUUUAAAAGAACUGACAACCUAUCGAUAUAUCUGUCAAACAAUAUUUUCGAUUCGAUUCCUAUGAAAAAUAGUGAUUUAUAGUUAUGUCAAAGGAAAUUCACUUAAAAACUAAAAAUAACUGUUGAAAAAUUCUCUUAACUCGAGAGUUUUUCAAAAUUGAUACAAUUAUAUUGACGUAUUGAUAGUGUCAUCGCUAGUUUGUCAGCUCUAAUACACACACGCAACGCUGGCGUUGCCACGUUGUCAGUUAAAGUUAACAGAGCCGUAACAGUCGCUGUAACAUAACAGCCGUGGUCAUAUUGUAAUAUUAACAUUAACAGCUAUUGUAGGGAUUUACUUUUGGGCAUCCCUUAAACCUACUCCUACCCCACCACCCCCCUAGCCACCCUAUUUGUGCCUCUUGCCACCAAAUUUACGUCUAGUUUUUAUGCGUUUUUACUUAAUUUUUAUCAUAUUUGAUUUUAACUUUUGCGUGCUUAUUUCAUUUGUCUCUUAAAUCGUACUAAAUUGUGAUCAAUCUUACUACAUAUAUAUAUGCUUUACUAUAUAUAUACAUAUAUAUAUAUAUAUAUACAAUAUAUUUAUACAACUUAAAUGGAAUGACUUUGACUCUGUUAUAUCAAUGUACUUUUUACAAAACUUAAGAUUGAAACGUACGUAGAGUAAGUUUAAGAUUCACUAAUUUACUGUCUAAACUCAUACGAAAGAAACAAAGAAAAUUAUAGAAAAGAAAUUCAAUUUUAUUCGAUACACUUACAGAAAUUAUACAAACUGUGCUUAAAACUAAUUAUGUUUGAUCUGGAAGUUUAAAAUUUGCUUUUUUCUAAAUGUUAUUCGCAAUUCAAUAUUUUGUAAAUUAAGUAACACUUAUACUCUAUAGUUAAUAAUAUAUACAUUGUAUACACAACAACACGCUAGAGAACGCAUAACGAUUACGAUAAACGAUAACACUUAACUAUGUACAAUGUGUGACUUAUCGAAUCUCUGGACUAUUUUCUAUUUUAAAUAUUCUUUUUUUUUUGUCUGUAGUCUUAGCUUGGGCUGUCAUCGUUGUGUGCGUCUUGAAUUUGAUGCGUUUGCAAACAAGACAAUUAAAAUACAUAAAUACGCAUACAAAAAAAAUAUAUAUAUAUAUAAUAUACAUACUCGUAGAUACACACUUAUACAAAUUUAACUAAAUAUUGUCAUGACAAUUAUAAAGAAUUGUGUUUUUAUUCAA